Telopea speciosissima is the source of this 1240-nucleotide messenger RNA. Its product is annotated as mitochondrial outer membrane protein porin of 36 kDa-like. Gene Ontology annotation, molecular function: voltage-gated monoatomic anion channel activity. Gene Ontology annotation, cellular component: mitochondrial outer membrane. The record is from RefSeq and is a predicted model, not a curated record. The transcript is spliced from 6 exons. The coding region runs from base 107 to 937 and encodes 276 amino acids. Lineage: Eukaryota; Viridiplantae; Streptophyta; Magnoliopsida; Proteales; Proteaceae. Gene Ontology annotation, biological process: monoatomic anion transmembrane transport.
UCUUCCAUUCUCACAAACGUUUUUUCUGCGACCAAUCUUCUGGUCUCGCUCUCAGACUUCUUCCAUUUCUCGAUUGUCGUCGAUCUCCAUUUUCGUGGACGACAAGAUGGUGAAGGGACCAGGACUUUACAGUGAUAUAGGCAAGAAAGCUAGAGAUCUUCUUUACAAAGACUACCACAGCGACCACAAGUUCACUCUUACAACGUACACAACGAAUGGCAUCGCUCUUACCUCAACAGGAAUUAAGAAAGGUGAUCUGUUUCUGGCUGAUGUUGGCACACAGUUUAAGAACAAGAACAUCACAACGGACAUCAAAGUGGACACAAACUCCAAUCUCGUAGCAACCAUUACGGUUGAUGAACCUGCACCUGGGCUGAAGACAAUCUUUAGCUUCAUUGUUCCUGAUCAAAGGUCCGGAAAGGUGGAACUCCAGUACGCACAUGACUAUUCAGGGAUCAACACAAGCAUUGGGUUGACUGCAAAUCCCAUUGUAAAUUUUUCGGGUGUAGUCGGAAAUAAUACUGUUGCUGUCGGAACUGAUAUCUCCUUUGACACUGCUUCUGGGAACUUCACCAAAUACAAUUCUGCCUUGAGUUUCACGAAUGAAAAUCUCAUUGCUUCCCUGCACUUGAACGAUAAAGGUGAGAACCUAAUUGGUUCAUACUACCACUUUGUGAGCCCUUUGACCAACACAGCUGUUGGUGCUGAGCUUGCACAUAGCUUUGCAACCAAUGAAAAUACCUUGACAAUUGGAACCCAGCAUGCGCUGGAUCCAUUGACUGCAGUGAAGGCUCGAGUCAAUAACUAUGGGAAAGUCAGUGCUCUUAUCCAGCAUGAGUGGCGGCCAAAGUCCCUAUUCACCAUUUCAGGAGAAGUGGACACCAGGGCCAUUGAAAAAAGUGCAAAGGUUGGUCUGGCUUUAGCUCUCAAGCCCUAAAUCAGGUGACAUAUUUCUUUUUAGGGAGGGAAGCAGAGAGGUGAGGGUAUAGGGAAGCAAUAAGGUAAAGCACAUUACAGUCGUCAACCGAUGUUUUUCUCUUCUUUUUUUUUCCAAUCUUGGGUUGUAAAAAAUAAUUGUAGCUGGAGUGGACCAGCAUCAUUUACAUCUCCCUGGUUUUUAGGACAAACACGGUCAAUAGGGGUUUUUACUUGGAAUGUUGUUUCAAUUCUUCUGAUGCUGGUUUGUGCUUUUACAAAACUUUUUUGGGAAUUUAGAGAAAUGUAAACUGACCGUGUUUUU